AUGACGUCUUUGGCAACACCGUCAUCAUCCAGCGUGUUUGUGAUACCUUCAUCCUCAGUGGCCACCACACCACCUUCAACCACAAGCACCACACCAUCACCUACGACAACAACUAUGACCACGACUGACCAAACGCCCACCACCCUCGUCACUCCUGACACCACCACGAUCCCCAUCACCUCUACCACGCCGAUAACGACGACCGACGACGUCACGACAAGCGAAAACACUGGUGGGAGCGGAUCAACUUCAGACACGGUGGCAGACACAACGACAGAGGUCACUACCACCUCGCCAGUGACCACAGACUCGAGUGGCAGUGGCGACUUGUUCACAACAACAUCUUCAGAGCUGACGACAGAGGACUUGACAACAUCUGAGUUUGAUUUCAGCGGCAGCACCUCGACUGAGACUCUGAGUUCAAGCACCACCGACACCAUAACCACCGAUUCAAUCACCACCACUACCGCUACUACCGGUUUGGUCACUACGCUCCCGCUCACCACCACUGCCACUACCACUACCACUGAAACUGGAAGUGGAGAGGUCAACACCACCUCCGCCUUCCCAGAAACAACUACUUUUGUUAGCUCGACAACCAGCAAUGUUUCAACUAGUCCCGAUUCAACUCAAACAACACCGGCGCCGUUCACGACGACCAGCCUGCCGGGUACAACUUCGCCCUCAACAUCCUCGGGACCUGGAAGCGGUGAAACGACCACAACAACUGCACCAACAACGAGCACAUUGCUUACAACGACAGAUGACAGUAGUGGCCAAUCCACGUCGACUACCUUUCCAUCAUCCAACUUGACAACAACCAUCUCAACAACCACAGAAAAUGUUACUUUGGCCACAACCACGCCCGUAACAACCACGGACACAACAGCCACAUCAACAGCCACAUCAACAGCCACAUCAACAGCCACAUCAACAGCCACAUCAACAGCCACAUCAACAGCCACAUCAACGGCCACAACAACGGCCACAACAAGAGUCACAACAACGGCGGUAAACUCCACCUCCAUUACAACCGCCUCGACGCCUUCUACGACCGAAAAUGUAACAACCACAGACUUUCCCGUCACCACAACAUCCUCUGUUCCCGUCACGUCUUCUGCCAACAUCACGACAACCAUCGCGCCAUUAACAUCGACUACGCCCGUCCAAACUACGACGACGGUUCUGCCCACUUGUGCCAACACAACGCAAUACCUCAACCUCAGCACUGGACUCUGUGUUAAUCUGACGGAAUGUGGCAGUGGCACAUUUGAAGCUUCGCCGCCUUCAGUGACCAGCAAUCGCAUUUGUUUGACAUUGACGACGUGCAAUGCAAGCAAUGCAUAUGAGAUUGCAGCACCCACGCCGACGAGCGAUCGGCAAUGCCAGGGGGCAUCUAUCUGUACAGAAGCCGAGUAUAUUGCCACACCGCUGUCCGCGACGAGCGACCGCGUUUGCCGUCCCUUGACAACUUGUUCUCCCAGCGAAGAGCAGUUUGAGGCUACAGCUCCAACUGCAACUAGCGAUCGUUUUUGUGCAAAUGCAACACAGUGUCAAGCUUGGCAAUACCAGACAUCACCGAUCGGCGUGAGCAAUGAUCGCAGCUGUGCCAACAUUACUGUUUGUACAGAAGGACAGUUUGAGAGCGGCAUGCCCUCGAGUACCACAGAUCGCGAGUGCAGCAACGCAACCACGUGUCAUAUCAGCUGGCAGUAUGAAGCGACGCCGUUGAGUCCCACCGCAGAUCGUGUUUGUACUCCAGUGACCAACUGCAGUGCCACUGAGUAUGCCUCGGUAUUGCCCACAGCGACAACAGACCGCGUGUGCACAAAUUACACGGUUUGCUCAGAUUAUGAGUUCAUGUCGACCAUGCCAACUAGCACAUCUGACCGUGAAUGCAGCUGCGGGUUCUUGGACAGUGAAGGGGAAUUGCGGAUGUCGUUGACCUUUACUGGGGUGCGAGAUGCUCUGGCUAGUGCCAAUCAAAGCGUAAUCGAUGCUUUUCACCAGGCCGUUGCAGAGGCGCUCAUUCAAGAGACCGCCGUGCAAUUUUUGACCCGCGUUUCGGCAGCUCAGCUUGCCAGCAUAGACAGCGUGGAGGAUGCGCGAGCCCUCAACGGUCUUAACUUGACUGUUGACCUUGAAGAUCCAAACUUGACUUCUCUGGAUGUGGACCGCAUUCUAAAGUAUUUUUCACUCGAUGCCUGCUUUAUUACAAAUCUCACGGGCACACCAACAGCCAGUGCCAGUCAGCGCCGACGACGCGAUGUGAGUUCGGAGGUCAAUUUCGAUCUGAGUGUGUUGCCAAACAUUCUUGCGGACCUGGCGUGCUUGGUAUACGAUACCAACGCUGAAUUUUCGGGUGCGGUGCUUGAUGCCGUUCGCCAGUCACAGAUGGCGUUUGUUCAAGAUGGCACUGAGAUUUCCAACCUGGCCGUGACCAAUGCGGCGGGUAAUUGUUUGUGUGGAUGCCCUUCGACCACGAGGGCCGGUGAAGGGGAGAGUGGGAGCAAUUUGCCUUUUGCCAGCAACGUUCCAAUGUGGUUGGCCACGUUGGCUGUGCUACUGGCAUUGAUCCUUGGGCUUGUGAUGUUGGUAUUCCUGCGGCGUCGGCCAUCUGCCGAUGCUGCCGUUCUCAAAGAUACUUCCUAUAUACAGCCUCCAAGUGCUUUGCCGGGCUACAUCGAGCCACCCAAGUAUCCCUUUUUCAUGAAUCACGAGCCCCUUCAAUCAAAGACAGCGCCCGAGUACCAACCACCGCCCCCGUGGACGCCCCGCCUGGGUGGAGACGCCGAAUUCGAAGAGUGGCCCAAUGACGACGAUCCCCUCUAUGACUUUGCCGACAACACGCCGCUACCUGAUUACGAGCAGCCGCCAGAAUAUGCCACGGUGCAUGACUAUGACUUGGUGGAUCCGGAGGAUUUGUUUUUGGAUGUGGAUGGGUCUGUGGCCACGUCCUUUUUCAACGUUUCCGGCACAGAAGAUGAGUUAUCCCUGUACAGCGAUGCAACCUCCCUACGAGAUGACUAUACGUUACCCUCGGAUCUUUUGGAUGAUUACUUGGAGCCCCCCAUGAUGGACUUUGGUCCUCGCUCAACAACAAUUCCCGCCUAUGAAGAUGCGCCAGCCUUUCCCUUCAAACAAUGAUGAGCAGCUGAAUACUUACAUUAGCAGAUAGAACAAAAGGAACAUAAAAAUAAUGACUCCGUUUUGGUGAUUUUUAAAAGACUUUGACUAUUAUCGGUUCUGCAGACGACGAGACGCAUGAUGUCUUGCACUGCCAUUUGAGCUUUGUGAAAGUGUUUGGUGCAUCAAGCUUGGAUGAUGAUUAUGCCGUGUAUGCACGAAACCGGUCCAGGGUGUAGAAAACAAGGUUAGAUUGGCGUUUGUUUCCUCAACUUCAGUCAGACGUCAUCUUGCUGCUGGCGCUUCUGCACCCCACCUCAUGUACAUGAAUGUGAAUUGAAGAAUCAAUCG
Molecule: messenger RNA, 3477 nt
Organism: Monosiga brevicollis MX1
Lineage: Eukaryota; Choanoflagellata; Craspedida; Salpingoecidae
Exons: 1
Coding region: 1-3147 (1048 amino acids)
Cellular component (GO): plasma membrane
Source: RefSeq, a predicted model, not a curated record